UACUGAUUUACUGAUCAUGAUUAUUCAAUUGCGGACACUGUAAACUAGAUGGAAUGAAUACAGGAUUAAAUCAUGGCUGAAAAUGAGGAAGUUAAAGAUCCGAUAUCACAGGAAGAUUUGGUUGCAGCCGAAGAAUUCAAAAAUGAAGCAAAUGAAUAUUUUAAGAAACAAAAUUAUAUUAUUGCUAUCGAGUUCUACUCGAAAGCGAUAGAAAAGAACCCUAAUAAUGCGGUUUACUAUGCGAAUAGGAGUAUAUCUAACUUAAGGUUGGAAAACUUUGGUUAUGCUCUAAGUGAUGCAACAAAAGCUAUAGAAAUAGAUAGGUCUUAUACAAAGGCCUACUAUAGAAGGGCUGCUGCAUAUAUGUCUUUAUCAAAGUACAAAUUAGCCCUUAAGGAUUUUGAAUAUGUAACCAAAGUUAGGCCAAAUGACCAAGAUGCCAAGAUGAAAUAUAAUGAAUGUGCUAAGAUUGUCAAGAAAAUUGCAUUUGAAAAGGCAAUAGCUGUUGAUAAAGUAGUAGUUAAUGUAGCUGAUUCUAUUAAUUUGGAUGCUAUGACUAUUGAAGAUGAAUAUGAUGGGCCAUGUUUGGAGAAUGGUAUUGUAACUUUAAGGUUUGUCACAGAACUUAUGGAACAUUUCAAGGAUCAGAAAAAACUUCACAGAAAAUUUGCAUACAAGAUCCUAAUUGAUGCUAAAGCAUAUCUACAAACGCUGCCGUCAAUGGUAGACAUAAAAGUGCCUUACGAUGAAAAGUUCACUGUGUGUGGUGAUAUACAUGGGCAGUACUACGAUUUAUUAAACGUUUUCAAGUUGAAUGGAUUGCCCUCUGAGAGCAAUCCAUACUUGUUUAAUGGAGACUUUGUGGACCGUGGAUCAUUUAGUGUCGAAUGUAUAUUCACAUUGUUAAGUUUCAAGCUUUUGUAUCCGGAUCAUUUCUUUAUGUCUAGAGGUAAUCACGAAACAAUGGUCAUGAAUAGGGUAUAUGGUUUCCGAGGGGAAGUGACUGCGAAAUACUCAUCACAAAUGGCUGAUCUCUUCACGGAAGUGUAUCACUGGUUGCCGCUAGCCCAUUGUAUUAACAGCCGUGUACUGGUGAUGCACGGUGGAUUAUUCACGCGUGAUGACGUAACUCUUGAUGAUAUAAGAAAUAUUGAGAGGAACAGGGAACCACCUGAGGAGGGCAUAAUGUGUGAUCUGCUUUGGUCUGACCCGCAACCGAUGAUGGGUCGCUCGCAGUCCAAGCGAGGAGUUGGCUGUCAGUUCGGCCCUGACAUCACUGCCGACUUCCUCGAGAAGAACAAUUUGGACUAUAUCAUUCGCAGCCACGAGGUCAAGAACCAGGGCUAUGAGAUAGCACACAACGGAAAAUGCAUCACCGUGUUCUCCGCACCCAAUUACUGUGAUGCCAUGGGUAACCUUGGGGCAUUUAUUACAAUGAAUGGUAAGGACCUCAAACCAAACUUCACAACAUAUGAAGCUGUGCCUCAUCCGAAUGUCAAGGCAAUGGCGUACGCACACUCUAUGCUCAGCAUGUUCUGUUAAGUACUUAGUGUAUACCUAUAGUUAGACAUAUCCACUCGACGAGUAAUUCACAAAAGCUUUUUUUUGUAUUUUACGAUCCUUGCUGAGCAAUCUUGAGUGCCCCGUUAUUGGCAUGUCAAGUUUAAGUCUCCCUCUAGGUAGCAUAAAAUGAUUGAAUUUGGAAACAGUGAUUGACUAUAAAUAAAUUGUUAAGGUAAGAAAAAAAAAUAGUAAAGUGUGCAUUUAAACCAACAGGCUUAGCCAAGUUUUCUAUCUGUAAUCGUCAGUGCUUUAGUGAACUUAGAAAAUGUGUAAGACUUAUGUUAUUUGGUCAAACCGAACUGUAUAGCUACUAAAAACAAGAUAACAGUGAUAGAACUAUAUUAGCCAUGAUACGAUUGUAACUCGGGUAAGCCCUCAGGACUCUUACGGCCCUACCCAAUAUACUAUCUACAGAUAGAGAUAAAUUACUACCUUCUACUGUGAGUAAUCUGAAGCUGUCCGAAUAUACCCGAUAAGUCAUUCUUAUCGCCUUAUAUUGGGACGCGUGAAUUGCAAUUUUCAUACAAACUUCUAUCGCUGGUAAGCUAAAUGUCGUCCCAUUGACAGACAGCGCGUACGGAUAAGGUGAGUUACCGUCGAUAAGUUUAUUGGGACAGAAAAGUCAACGAUUGUUACGAUUUUUAUCUCAUAUCUCUUACUAGAGAUAGACUGAAUAUUGGGAACGGCCGUUAGAGUUGUUGCACUCUUUUUACGUUAGUUAAAUUUACAAUUUUAAAUACAUCGGAUAAUUUGAUUACACAAAUAUUGUCAAUGCUAUAAAUAUUUUAUUUACAACUGCGUAUCCUCUUAUCAACAAACGAUGGCCUGUUAAUAUGUUUAAAUUAACACAUAGGUGAUAACUUUUUAAUAGACCUAAGUAUUUAAGAGCACGAACAAUAAUGUAUCCACCCGAUGAUUUAUGGCAAUAUAUCUGCAAGCAGUGUCAAUUUUUUAUGUACAAAGUCUUAAAGUUGAUAAUAAUUUAUAUCGAUAAGUCAUCUAAUUUAUUAUAGCUAAAUGAAAUUAAUAAAUUUAAACAGGUCAAAUGCGAGUCAUAGAUAUAACACAUAACUUUUGCAUACUUUUGUGAAAUAAACAUUAUUGCGGCCAUUUUGAUGUCCGCCAUCUUGGAGUCGGCCAUCAUGGUUUCUUAUGGCAAUAGACACACGCUUUUGAAAUUUGAGCAAUCACCUUUUGGGGUUUACGGGAUACAGCCUGCACCAAAAUACAAAUGAAACGGUUAUUGAUACCGCAUCAAAGAAGCUUCCACGUUUGAAGUUUUGGUGAAUUGGAUCGCGUGCCGAAUACAUAAAAAUGGACAAUCGACAAUGUAAUUGACUGUUUUGAGGCUAGUGUAGGAGUGUUCAGGUGCUAGAAAUCUUAAAAUCAUUGCUGAUUUUCUUUACAAGAAUGAACUUGUCUGUCUUAGCCGACGCGAGCAAAUGUUUGACCCGAGUUACGUUCGUUUGCCGCAAACGGCUGCCGCGCGUUUUUUGUGUGCACCCUUAUAAGAAGGUUAUCCUGUUUGUUAUUCUUCUUUUAUUAGCCAGACUAGCUAUUACGUAACUCCAGGUCUAAAACCCUUUAUAAAAUCCCGUUAAGGAUUAGCUCCUCUAUUGAAAUUCCAGCACUCCGUCUCUUCUUUCUGGAACUAAUCGUCGCCAAUUUGAUCCCCUGUUUAUUUCAGUUUAUCGAGAGAUUUAGUUUAAUGAAACUUGACAUCUUAUGUCUCAAAGUGACAUAAGAUGUCAAUGGAUGAGCGGCACUGCAUUGUAAUGGGCAGGGCGUAUCAAUUACCAUCAGCUGAAAGUCCUGCUCGUCUCGAAACUUACUUUCAUAAAAUAAACUGUUAAACUAACGCCCCCUCUUCCGGUUUCUGUUUCUUUAUUGGUGAUAAUCUUGCAAAUCUUAUGAAAAGGAUAUUUUUCCUUGACUUGAGACUUAUUCAUUCCUUCAUCUGUCCUUUCUUGUUAUUCCUACCAUUUUCCUACCUUUGACUCUCUGUCCAUUUUUUUCUCUCUUUCCAUCGGUGUUGUUUCGUUAAUGACCAUGUGUACGUGACACAUGGGAGGAUGCAACUGUCAAAACCUCAGGUUAUUUAGGUCCUUCCUCAUGGAACAACUUUAUCAAAUCGUUGUACGUUCAAUCAUUCCUUCACCAUCUCGUCGAGUCGUAAUAAGGUCUAAAACAAUUGACGAAGAAAAUUUUAUUGAUUCAGCAUAAUUAGUUUCUGAGUCAACUGGGUACUUACUGCUUAGAUAAAAAAAGGCUUUCGGAAUCGCAACAUUACUUAGAAAUGUUUUUUACACUCUGCCAUACAACUUCUUUUAUUACCGACUUGCAAGCAAUGCAUUGAAAAUAUUAAUAAUAUACCUAUUUGAAAAGCAUUUUAACUAAAACAAAACGUAUAUAUAUUCCCCCCUUAUUCAUAAUGGUCCGCUAACUUUAAACAGCCGCUUAGGAGUGUUUUUUCUCAUUCUGACUUAGGUCAAUAGAAGAAGACAGAGUGAGAAUUAGCAAUGCUUUAAGUUAGAAGACUAUAAUGAAUAAGGGGGAUCAUGUAUAAAACAAACUUUUGUAAUAUUUAUUUAUUUUAUUAGACCAUUAGACAAAUAAAAGAAUCAUUGUCUUAACGGCAGAAUGAAGUGUUUUUUAAUGAUUUGUAAUGACAAUUGCGCCCACAUCAAUAUUUAAAAAAAAAUUACAAAUGUCAGUCAAUUUAUUAUUCUUAUUUUUAUUAUAAAUGUAUCGAGCGGUGGGAUUAGUAUAGAACUUGUCUUAUGGAAUUUGAAGUUAGUUAUUAAGAAAUGUUUAAGUUUACCAACAAAUUAUAUCAUACAAUUAAACUUCAAAUUCUGGUAAGUAAAGUUAUGUUCAAAAGGGACGCGCGCAUGAACUUCGUGCGGUGUUAAAAUACUGACACAUUCGAUACUUUUAGCAUUAGAAUACUCGGAUCACGGAGAGAAUUACUCUCCGCGGGGUCAGUUACUUUGGGGGCCAACUUUGAUCAAUAUAGAAAUAUUUAUUGACGAAAUUCUUUGUUAAUUAAUAAAUACUUAACCAUUUCAAAGUCCAGAGCCAUAUAUGUUACCUUAAUUUUUUUUUUAUGAUUACCACGGAAGAGGUCAGAAUUGCCCGUAACAAAUAUUCAAUGCGUCAAUAAAAUUUUCAGGUUCUAAAGGUAUCUGUGGGUGUCAAAGAAUUAUUAUAAAUGAUGUCGGUGACGACAUUCGUUUUAAUUUGGUGGGACGCGUUUGUUUGCAUUUCUAUACCUACUUGGUGGAGGUAUGAAAGUAGAAUCGCCCCGGCUACCCUUGUGAGUGAGAUCUUACGGACGCUCACUGUCGCAUAUUAUUUGUAAUGUCAAAGUCUGUGAAUAUUUCACACCUUUUCAUUAUAUUAUAAUCGACUUUACUGCGGUGCAUCACUAUGCCCGUAUAUAUUUCAACGCGGGCAGCGAGCCUUUGACAUUAGUAUACGAAUAGCGCAGUUGUAACUGUAGCGUCUGUUGGAAAACGAAGUUAUUUGUACAUUAAUUAACUGUUUAUAUUAAUUUCGAUGAUGUUAUGUUAGUUUUACUUGAUUAUUAAAGUCCUUUUCAAAUAA
This is a messenger RNA of Leptidea sinapis, 5169 nucleotides long. RefSeq names its product serine/threonine-protein phosphatase 5 (gene PpD3). The transcript has 10 exons. The record is from RefSeq and is a predicted model, not a curated record. Gene Ontology annotation, cellular component: nucleus; cytosol. Lineage: Eukaryota; Metazoa; Arthropoda; Insecta; Lepidoptera; Pieridae. Gene Ontology annotation, molecular function: protein serine/threonine phosphatase activity; protein binding. Bases 73 to 1542 code for a protein of 489 amino acids.